AUGCCGGCUUCAGUGACUUUCAUCUUCCAGCUUUUUGCUUUCUUCUUCUUCUUCUUCUUCUUCUUCUUCUUCUUCUUCUUUCUUUCUUUCUUUCUUUUUUCGUUUUCUUCUUUUUCUUCCUUUUCUUUUUUCUUUUUCUUGUUCUUUCUCUUUUUUCUUUUUCUUCUUUUCUUUUUCUCUUUUCUUUAUCUGCUAUUUUCUAUUUUUUCUUUUUCAUCUUUUACUUUUUCUUCUUUCUUUCUUUUACUUUUUCUUCUUUCUUUCUUUUUCUUUUUCUUCUUUUUUCUUUUUUCUUUUUUCAUUUUCUAUUUUCUUCUUUUUCUUUUUCUUUUUCUUCCUUUCCGUCUCUUUCUUUUUCUUUUACUUUUUCUUCUUUUUCUUCUUUUUUUCACCUACUUUCUUUUUCUCUUUUCUUUGUUUUUUUUUCUAUUUCUUUUUCUUCUUCAUCUUUUUCUUCUUUUUUCUUUUAUCGUCUUCUUUUUUCAUCUUUCAUUUGCCACGUCCCUCCAGAACACAGACAAUCAUUCUAUUUUGUGUGUCUCUUAG
This is a messenger RNA of Acanthosepion pharaonis, 546 nucleotides long. The record is from the annotation of a GenBank genome assembly. NCBI's taxonomy places the organism in Eukaryota, Metazoa, Mollusca, Cephalopoda, Sepiida, Sepiidae.